This is a messenger RNA of Erigeron canadensis, 2228 nucleotides long. RefSeq names its product putative pumilio homolog 8, chloroplastic. Gene Ontology annotation, molecular function: mRNA binding. The record is from RefSeq and is a predicted model, not a curated record. Gene Ontology annotation, biological process: post-transcriptional regulation of gene expression. Bases 1 to 1785 code for a protein of 594 amino acids. Gene Ontology annotation, cellular component: cytoplasm. The transcript has 5 exons. NCBI's taxonomy places the organism in Eukaryota, Viridiplantae, Streptophyta, Magnoliopsida, Asterales, Asteraceae.
AUGGUUGAGAAAAUUGAGAUUAGUACUAAUGAGAAUAUGAAGGAUGAUGAUGAGCUUGAAAUGUUGUUGGGUGAGAUCCCUCAUGCAACAUCAUUACUUACCCAUAAUCAAAAUAAUAAUCAUCAUUAUGAUCAUUCAUUACAUGUUAAUGAUAAUGAUAAUGAUUAUGGUUAUGAAUCUAGUUAUCCUCUAACAACCAUGAAUCCGUUGAUGUAUGGUAUGUAUCAAUAUCAUGAUAAUCCAUCAUGUAGUUCAAGUUCUAUUCAAUCUAAUGGAUCUUUUUCGAGCCAUUUCUCUAAAGAAGAUGAUGAUCAUCCCACCCCUAAACCCGAUAUGCUUUUUAGAAGUUAUAGUUCCAUUUUGCCUUAUACUUGUUUGGGAAAGAAAAUUGAUGAUAAUUUAGGAACUAAUCCGAUUAGUUUUGGUAAACCCUUUUUGGAUUAUGGUUUGAUACAAUCUCAUACCCCAAGAAACCACACUUUUAAUAGAGCAAUGAGUCCUAAUUUCAGUUUGCACCAAACUUAUGGCUUCCCUCAAUCGAGUUUUAAUAGAAAUAUGCUAAAUAUUAGGCACCCUAUUAGUUACCAAAGGGUAAUUCCAGCUUUGGAUUUAGCUGUUUCUAAUGAUUUAUAUCGUGUACGACGCAAUGUGAUGUUAGAAGCUAGUGAUGAUAGUGUAAACGUAGGCCGUGUGAGAAAUGGUGGGUUCAGAGGACACAACAAGAAGUGUAAUCACUCUCAAUUAGUGGGUCGUUGUGAAAAUGGUAGAAUUUCAAUUACAAAUAGGUCUUGUCCUACACCGGUAAGAUGUAACACUUUAGCUGAUGUUAAAGGAUACAUAUAUAUGUUUGCUAAAGACCAAAAUGGGUGUCGGUUUAUACAAUCCGUUUUUGAAGUGGAUAAUCAAGAACAUGUAAAAAUAAUAUUUGAUGAGACAAUUGGGCAUGUAAGUGAGCUUAUGGUAAAUUCGUUUGGGAAUUACCUUAUGCAAAAAUUGCUGGAAGUUUGUAACGAAGAACAAAGAAUGUGUAUUUUAAUGGAGGUCACUCGUGAGCCAAGGGAUCUUGUUCAUAUUUCUUUGAAUCCUCAUGGGACAAGGGCAGUGCAGAAGCUUAUAGAGACACUCAAGACGCGGAAACAAAUAAAGAUGGUUAUUUCUGCAUUGGAACCGGGAUUUCUUGCUCUUAUUAAGGAUCUCAACGGUAACCAUGUUAUUCAGCGAUGUUUGCAGUGUCUCAGCAACGAAGAUAAUAAGUUUAUUUUCGAAGCUGCUGCAAAAUUUUGUGUGGAUAUUGCUACUCAUCAACAUGGAUGUUGUGUAUUGCAAAGAUGUAUAAAUCACUCAUCUGGCAAACACCAAGAACGGUUAGUUCUGGAAAUUUCUUCAAACGGGCUUCUUCUAGCACAAGAUGCAUUCGGAAACUAUGUUGUACAGUCUAUAUUGGAGUUGCAAAUCCCGUCUGCAAUAUCCAUGUUGACUUCUCAAUUUGAGAACAAUUAUGUUCACCUCGCGACACAAAAAUUCAGUAGCCAUGUCGUUGAGAAAUGCUUAUCAGUGCUAGAUGACCACACCAGGUCCAUUAUCAUUCGUGAACUGCUUUCUGCUACUCAUUUUGAACAAUUGCUUCAAGACCCGCAUGCCAAUUAUGUUAUUCAAACCGCUCUUCGUGUUUCUGAGGGCUCUCUUCAUAACUCGUUGGUGAAAGCAAUCGAAUCACACAAGGCAAUCUCAAGAAACAGCCCAUAUUCAAAGAGGAUUUUCUCACACAAGCUUUUGAAGAAGUAACUAUAUUUCUUAUAAUGUUGUUGUUCUCUGUGUUCACUAGCAUUUUUCUCCCUUUAUCAUCCACUUUCGCCAUAAAUUAUCUCCAAGGACCAGAUAAUUUGGAAAAACUUGGAUGUUCAAUAAGCCGGUUCUGCUUUUGAUUUGGUGCCUACGACACAUUGGUUCUGGUUGACUGUAAGCAUCAUUGAAACAUUGCGAGAAUGUUUUUUGCUUCGAGUUGCUUAAAGUCAAUGACUCAAUGUUAUUUUUCUGUUGUCUAUGUAAUUUCCAUAUAUAUGAUAAUGUGUGCAGGCUGAGUUCCUGUGCAUUUCCUUUAUCUAAGCCUAGUUUAAGUCAUUACUGUAGUUUGAAUACUGAGGUAUUCGGGUUGUAUGCUAGGAUUUAUGAAUGAAUGCACGGACUUUUCAGGAUCAAAGAUCUGCCAUCGUGCUUGUUUGAUUUAA